Messenger RNA from Trichoderma harzianum CBS 226.95, 1485 nucleotides. RefSeq lists its product as hypothetical. Gene Ontology annotation, molecular function: NADP binding; flavin adenine dinucleotide binding; N,N-dimethylaniline monooxygenase activity. The coding region runs from base 1 to 1485 and encodes 494 amino acids. Lineage: Eukaryota; Fungi; Ascomycota; Sordariomycetes; Hypocreales; Hypocreaceae. The transcript has a single exon. The record is from RefSeq and is a predicted model, not a curated record.
AUGGCUGACACCGAAUUGCCUAUUGAGGAACAUGACAUUGUCAUCAUUGGUGCAGGCCUCAGCGGCAUAAACGCUGCUCACCGGCUGAAAACCGACCUUCCUCACCGGUCCUUCACCAUCCUCGAGGCCCGCGAUGUGAUCGGUGGGACAUGGAGCUUCUUCAAGUAUCCGGGCAUGCGCAGCGACUCGUCUCUCCGGUCCUUUGGCCUGCCCUGGCACCCCUGGAAACACUCUCACAAGGUCGCCAUGGCCGCUGAGAUUUGCGAGUACCUUGAGGAUGCUGCCAGGACAGACGGAUCCUACGACAAGAUUCAGUUGGGACACCGAGUUGUGCAAAGUGACUGGAGCACCGAGGAGCAGAGAUGGACCCUGGAGAUUGAUGUCCACGGCUCCAAGAAGCUGAUCAAGGCCAACUUUCUCUUCACUUGCAUUGGGUACUACUCGUAUGAAAAGGCAUUGGACAGCCCCGUGCCCGGCAUUGAGAAUUUUGAAGGAACAGUCGUUCACCCGCAGUGGUGGCCAGAGAACCUCGACUAUAACGAUAAACGCGUCGUAAUUAUCGGCAGCGGAGCAACCGCCGUUACGCUGUUGCCAGAGAUGGCUGAAAAGUCAAAGUCUCUCACGAUGCUUCAGCGGACGCCGUCGUAUGUUGUGUCAAUGAAGAGAAGCUCGGACCUCGAGAAGUUUCUGUCAUCGUGGUUGUCCUUGGCGUGGGUGCACUGGAUUGGCCGAUUUAUCGACGUUUGGUUUGAAGUCUUCAUCUCCGAACUCUGCCUGUCAUUUCCCCGUUUGGGACGUUUUCUUAUUACGCAAGAUCUGGACAAGAAAUUGCCAAAGAAAGUUGAUGCUUCAAUUCACUUUAAUCCCACUUACGGCCCGUUUGAGCAGCGUCUGUGCCUAACUCCAGAUGACGAGUUCUUCAACGCCCUGCACCGCGAUAACGUCGAGAUUGUAACGGAUGUGAUUGACACCGCUGAGAAGGAUGGAAUCGUGCUCAAAUCCGGACGCAAGCUGCCAGCAGACAUCAUUGUGACGGCCACUGGUCUGCACAUACAGGUCCUUAGCGGAAUGAAGCCUCGAGUUGACGGCAAGGAAAUCGACAUCGGACAGCAGUACGCGUGGAGAGGGUGUUUAAUCGAAGGUAUACCUAACCUAGCGUCCGUUUUUGGUUAUGUGACCACGACGUGGACUCCCGGCGCGGAUUCCAUGACAAGGCUGGCCAUUCGAGUGGUGAAGCAGAUGGAGGCGGACAACGCGUCAAGUGUCGUCCCAGUCAUUGAGAGGACAGAGGGGAUGCCGCGAAUGUUGAGUACGAAUGCAAAGAGUUCAUACUUCGUCAAGGCCGCAGACCGGAUCCCGAAAGUCACGGGCAAAGGCCCGUUUUAUGGACGUCUGAAUCUGGUCGUCGAUUUAUGGGCGUUAUGGUUUGGGAGUAUGCGAGAUGGAUUGGUGUAUACUAAGAGGGAGGCCAAGAAGACCAAAUAA